Molecule: messenger RNA, 845 nt
Organism: Mauremys reevesii (Reeves's turtle)
Lineage: Eukaryota; Metazoa; Chordata; Testudines; Geoemydidae
Product: olfactory receptor 2M7-like
Exons: 5
Coding region: 1-711 (236 amino acids)
Biological process (GO): G protein-coupled receptor signaling pathway
Cellular component (GO): membrane
Molecular function (GO): G protein-coupled receptor activity
Source: RefSeq, a predicted model, not a curated record
AUGGAGCACCAUUCUUGUACAGAAAAUUUCUCACAUCAGACUAGCAGAGGUGCCAAAUCAAAUGAAGAGGAAGUGGAGAGGACUAACACAACAUUGCCAACAGAAUUUAUCCUGCUGGGGCUCUUUAACCAAACAGAGUCGCACACCUUCCUUGUGGCCAUGAUUUUACUUGCCUUCAUUACGGCCUUGUCAGGGAAUAGUCUCCUCAUAUUUCUAAUCCAAACGGAUUCCAGCCUUCACAGCCCCAUGUAUUUUUUCCUCAGUCACUUGGCCUUCAUGGAUAUCUGUCAGAUCCUGAUUGUUGUCCCCAAAAUGGCAAUGGACUCCCUGAUCCCAGGGAACACCAUUUCAAUAGUUGGAUGUGGGACCCAGAUAUUUCUCACGAUGACCAUGGGAGGAGCGGUGUGCCUCCUUCUGGCAGUCAUGUCAUAUGACAGAUGCUCCCUAUCAGAAGCAAUCAAUCAAAAUUCUAAAGAGAGGGGAACGUACAGAUCACCAGAAAAGGAAGCACAAGGAUGCACUUUCAAAUGGAAACUGAGUCCAGUAAAUCCAGGGAUCAAAAGUUCAUUAGAGGUGACUGGAGAACUGCUAUCGAAAUAUUGUGCAAGUGACAUAUGGGGAGGCUAUUUCUCCUCACAUCAUUUACAAUUAUUUGUGCUUUUUUUAACCUUGUUUUAUUGCUUUGCAACCCCGUUCAACUCAAACACCUGAUGAGCAGUUGAGAGAAAAGCUUUCACUGAUGAAUAUUUGUCACCCCUACUUCUUUAAUUAAUGUUCCCCAUUCACAUCUUGGAGCCAGUAAAAAUUUCUCACUUUGAUCAUCCUAAUUUUUGUUUGUUUUUUAA